Lactuca saligna is the source of this 1449-nucleotide messenger RNA. Lineage: Eukaryota; Viridiplantae; Streptophyta; Magnoliopsida; Asterales; Asteraceae. The record is from the annotation of a GenBank genome assembly.
AUGACACAACCUUCACCCUCCUCCGCCUUCUGUAUACAUGCUUCUUUGAUGAAACCAUUAUCUAACAUAUCAUUGAGCAAUAUUGGAUUUAGUCUCCAUAGCAGGCUUGAUUACCUCAAUGCCACUGUUUGCUUCUCAUUGGCCGCCAGAUCAUAUAAUGAUAAACUUGAAGCUUGGGAGCCUCUUGUUGAACCUGUUGAUGGUGUCUUAAGGGAUCCCUUUUAUCUUUCUUUCUCCUUGUUUAAUGUCUUCUUGUUUGGUUUCAAUGUGCAGGUGCAGCCCAAAAUAUCCUUGUCUGUACACGAAGAACUGCAUCUUGGGGAGCACAUAUCUGCUCAUCUGGGACCUACAAUCCAUUUCUUCAAUGUUGUCAAGAGUGAUAUUCAUGAUGUGAUUGAUAAAGAUGGUGAAGGGUUCACUAUGGUCACAAAAAAAGCUGGAAAUGCAGGGACUGCUACUGUGAAGGGGGUACGGUACAGGGGCAUAAUGGGAAAGAGAGUGUGGAUUCUAGGAAAAAAGAGGAAAAAGUGGAGAAGGGAAGGGAUUUUAAGGAUAUCAGCAGAAUCCUAUCCUACUUCUGAUCUGUUGGUCAAUAAUUCUGACAGCGGUCAAAUUGAGGCUAUAGAAUCUAAGUGUGAUACCAGUGUGAAUUCCAAUCUUGGGAACCAUGAUUGUUUAAAUCCUAUGAAUGACAUCCUUGAUACCAUAAAUAAUUGUCAUAAACGGAUUACUCUACCAUACACAGGGGACAAAUACCUGCUUCAUAAACAAAGCACAAAAUGGAUCACAGUUAUGACAAUGGCGCCUCCAAGGCUGGAAAACGGUGUCGGGGUGUUAGAUAAGCCAGUAAUAGAGAAAACAACUCUUGGAAGAGAGUCUGAAUUUGACUUGAGGAAAUCAAGGAAAAUGGCACCACCAUAUAGAGUGAUGCUACACAAUGACAACUACAACAAGAGGGAAUAUGUUGUGCAAGUGUUGAUGAAGUUAACUAGAAUUGGUCGAGAUGCAGUUUUAUAUGUUGAGUCGCUCGUUGAGUCAAUCAUGGGAGGAUUUGAAGAGCUAAUCAACAUUCUUGGUUCUGAAGGAGCAUCUACCAGAAGUCAGCUGAAACUACAAAUGGCUUUUGAUGGGCAGGAAAGAUAUAUGAAGAGAUCUUGGGAGCCAAGUGAUAAAGCUGAUCUUCACUUUGUCUACAAAGAUGUUGAAGGAGUAUCAACUCAAUGGGAUGAUAUUCAAAGAAAACUCAGGAACUUACCUCCUAAACCCUCUGCCUUCAAACCCGAUCCCUUCACUCCUGCAGAAGAUGAAGAUUCCAAACCUAAAACCAAAUCUCGGAUCGAUAAAAAGACAGAAGAACUCAAAGAUUUAGAAGAUGAUCUUGAUGAUAGUUGUUUCCUCAAAGAAUACAAAAAGAGGUUAGCAGAGAUGAAGCGAACAGUGGAAGUUUGA